AUGCAGAGUCGGUGUCGGUCACUUGCUGAUGCGAAAUCCACCGGAUACCAAACGAUGAAGAUGUUUUCGCUCGAGGGACAGACGGCCCUGAUUACAGGCGGAACGAGGGGUAUUGGGCAGGCUGCUGCUGUUGCUCUGGCGGAGUGCGGCGCAGAUAUCAUUUUGGUCCAACGCGACCGAUCCAACACGGCUACCUUGCAAGCAAUUGAAGCUCUGGGAAGGAAAGCAACCAUCUACACGGCCGACCUCUCCUCGCAAGCAGAUGUCGCAGCUCUGACGCCCACGAUCCUAAGAGAUGGACAUGAGAUCCAGAUCUUGGUGAACUGUGCUGGGAUCCAGCGCCGGCAUCCUUGUGCCGAGUUCCCAGACAACGAUUGGAACGAGGCACUCAACCUCACCACCGUCUUCACCCUCUGCCGCGACGUGGGCGCCCACAUGCUCUCGCUGCCAGCAUCUCCCUCCGGCCGCCGCGGCAGCAUCAUCAACUUCGCCUCGCUCCUCACUUUCCAAGGAGGCCUCACCGUGCCCGCCUACGCCGCUUCCAAGGGCGCCGUUGCCCAGCUGACCAAGUCCCUCGCGAACGAGUGGACUUCGAAGGGCAUCACCGUGAAUGCUAUUGCGCCUGGCUACAUCGAGACGGAAAUGAACACUGCGCUGUUGGCAAACCCGGAGAGGCUGAAGAGUAUCAGUGAGAGGAUCCCAGCUGGGAGAUGGGGGGUCCCGGAGGAUUUCAAGGGGAGCGUGGUGUAUCUUGCCAGCGCGGCGAGUAGUUAUGUCAGUGGUCAUGUGCUUGUUGUUGAUGGCGGGUGGAUGGGGAGGUAA
Messenger RNA from Drepanopeziza brunnea f. sp. 'multigermtubi' MB_m1, 822 nucleotides. NCBI's taxonomy places the organism in Eukaryota, Fungi, Ascomycota, Leotiomycetes, Helotiales, Drepanopezizaceae. The record is from RefSeq and is a predicted model, not a curated record.